ACUAUCUGCCUCUGUCUUGUCCCAGGUGCGCUGAAAAUGCACUGUUCUUUCUGAUUAUCUUGAUUGAAUUUGGUACUUUUAAUUAGCUUCAGGUGUGCUUUAAGUGUACUGUCUUCGUGACAAAACUACUGUACAUAGUGUGACUAUGUCAUGUAGCACAAUGAUGGGUGUUUAGAGCGCUAAUGCUAAAGAGAGUGCUUAUGUGGUAUUGUUAGAUUUAUUCUCCCAGAAGAGUGUUAUUUCUAAUUUAUAUAUUGUAUUUUCAACAUAUAUUCUGAUGCUUACAUGUUCUGUUUUCCUGUUCUGGAGGCAUCAGUAUUUUGUGGGAAUGGUGAGAGGCUUAUGAGAACUGUAUCAUGUGAAACGUUAGAACUGCUGUUUGUGUUCACCUUAUGAAAACCAUUUUUUGUGGCUAAUGUCUGCCUUUGUUUUGUGUGACUGAUAUCAGAUAGUUAUAAUGAAACUGUGUGACUAAUGCCAGCAAUGGUUUUAUGUGAUACACAUAUAACAAACCGUGUGUGAUGCUUAUGCUGGCAAUUAUAGUUUAACAGCCGUUUGUAUUUCAUUUUAUGAUGCACAUUGUAGAAGUGCAUAAAAUUGUCUUUAAUUUCCUUGUAGAGGACUAAUUAUAUCAAAUGUUUAGUGAAAGGCAUGUGGGAUAUAUUGACAUCAGUCUGUAUCAUUCUGCAUUGAUCAUUUUGACGGAGAUCCAACUACCAUGACAAUGUAUCUUUACUUCUAACUGUGCGUAUUAAAUGUCUGUGUGAGUAUGUAUGCCUGCCCUUGUGAGCAAAAGAAAAAAUUUCUGUCUUGGGCAUCCUCGACAGACAAUAAAGUCUGAUUUGAUUUGAUUUGAUGCCCCCUGAUCAUUCACGCCUGAUUUGUUUAUACUUGUGCUGCCCGUUCCUAUCAAAAAUGCCCUUUGGACGUUAUAACAACUACCUACCCUCUGCACCAAGCAUGUUCCCAUUACAUGAUGCUUUUUGGGUUAUGGAAUAUACCACCUGGGGUGAGUUGAACUAAUGCAGGUUGAUCGUAGUCACCUAGUGUGAGAUGUGUACGAUUCCUGAUUUUCACAAGUUUGUGUUUGAUUAUUUUAUGUGUAUGGGUGGAGUACAUGGUGAUAUUGGUGUCAAUCUGCUGGUAAUACAGAGCCGAGAAGCAGUAGACACACACAGAACUCAUGGAACUGUAAGAUACAAUAAUCAGUUUUACAGUGUUUCCACAUACGAUAAAGUAAAAUGUCAAUGUUUAUGACCUUACGGAAAUAUAAAUUGAUUUAGUCGAGAGAGAGUGGUUUGCCAAUUGUACCCUCGAGUUGCAUUGUUUGUUAUUCCAUGUAGUUAUCUAUAAGAUAAGGUUAAAUGUCUUUCUGUAAGAUAUAGACUGCGAGACACCAUGGAGAAUUUUCUCUUGUUUGUUAAUGCUUUAUUACCCCUCCCCUACACCAGGCCUGUGUUCAUCUUGCCAUAGGGUAUUGACCAGUGUUAAACGCAGAGGUUCAGUUAAAAGGCAUAUGGCCCUAUCCUGUGUGAUCCCCACUUUUUUAUGUUCAUACUCCCAUUAUAAACUGUGACAACUUUGAAGGAAAUAAAGGUAAACGAG
Molecule: messenger RNA, 1605 nt
Organism: Pomacea canaliculata
Lineage: Eukaryota; Metazoa; Mollusca; Gastropoda; Architaenioglossa; Ampullariidae
Source: RefSeq, a predicted model, not a curated record